CAUGACAUUUGAACUGUCCAGUACUUUACACACUUUGAGAAAUUGCCUCACAUUGCGUUUAUUUAUUGUUUUAAAUAUCUUUACGUAUUCACGAUCUUUCUAUUUAAUUAUUUGAGUAAAAAUGUCGAAAAAACGCGGCAACAAAAAAAAUCAAGAUUUUGACGAUGAUUUUCCAGACGAUGAAGCAGCUAGUCAAACAACAGAAAUAACCUCAAAAUCGAAAGGGAAAGGAAAGAAAGGCAAGAAAGGAAACGUUAAGGAUACCGAUUCGGCUGACGGUGAUGAUGCAGUUAAAGUGACAGAAGACCAGGAUGAAGUGAUACCACAGAAGAAAGAUAAGAAAAAAGGCAAAGCGAAGGGUCGCAGAAAAGGAGAUAGUGAAAGUGAAGAAGAGGUGGUGGAGGUCGAAAAACCUGCAAAGAAAGGUAAAGCUAAAGGUCGCCGAAAAGGGGAUAGUGACAGUGAAGAAGAAGCGGUUGAGGUCGAAAAACCUGCAAAGAAAGGAAAUGCAAAGAAAAAGGGAAAGAAAUCCAAAAAGGAUGAUUCGGAUGAGGAGGAAGCUGAUAAGAAAAGUGAUACUGAAAGUGUGGAUGUUCCUAAGCCCGUUGCGAAGAAAACUGUUGCCAAGAAGAAAGGCAAGAAAGGAAAGCAGGAUGAUUGGGGUGACGAUAAGGAUUCCGACAAUGAGAUGCAAGUUGCUGUAAGUGAUGAUGAAAUUGCUGCGCCAGUGAAGAAAUCGCAGAAGCAGAAUAAAAAAUCCAAGAAAAUCGAACUGGAUGAGUCGUCAGAGGAAAGUGAUGGUUCUGAGUCGGACAUUCCAGUAGCUGCACCAGUUUCGAAGAAGAAAAAUAAGUCGAAAAAGCCAAACAAAGCACCAGCUAAAGUUGAGUCGGACAUAGAGGAUGAAGAUCUAUCCAACGCUGAAGAGGAGGAGCAAUUGGUAGUCGAACAAGCAGAACCAGAAGCUGUUGCAGAAAUUACGGACAAGCUGUCAACCGUGGAGAUAACCGCAAGUAAGUCUGAAGAAUUAAGUCAGGAAGACAACACAAUGGAUGCUGAUGAAGAAAACGACACCAGCGAGUCGAAAGAUGUGGCAAAGGACAAGAAACUUACGCACAAAGAGAAGAAGAAGUUGAAAAAGCAACAGGAAUACGAGAAACAGGUGGAAAUUCUGACGAAAAAAGGCGGCCAAGGACAUUCAGAGCUGGAUAGUAACUUUACAAUGUCUCAAGUCCAGAAGACCGGUGGUCAGAAAGCGGCACUCGAACAUGCCGUCGACAUUAAAAUUGAAAAUUUCACCAUAUCAGCGAAGGGUAACGAUCUGUUCGUCAAUGCAAAUCUGUUAAUCGCCAACGGUCGUCGAUAUGGUUUGGUCGGUCCAAACGGUCACGGAAAAACUACUCUCUUGCGCCAUAUUUCUACCAGAGCAUUCGCCAUACCGCCGAAUAUCGAUGUAUUGCUGUGCGAACAAGAGGUUGUGGCAGAUGAUAACACUGCAGUCCAGACCAUUUUGAUGGCCGAUGUGAAACGAACAAAAAUGUUGAAAGAAUGCGAAGAGUUGGAGAAGAAAGCUGAGGGUGGCGACCUAGAGGUGCAGGAUCGAUUAAACGAAGUGUAUGCCGAGUUGAAAGCAAUUGGAGCUGACAGUGCAGAGCCUCGGGCUAGACGAAUUUUGGCUGGUUUAGGUUUUUCGAAAGACAUGCAGGACCGAGCGACCAACAAAUUUUCGGGUGGAUGGAGAAUGAGAGUAUCGUUGGCAAGAGCUUUGUAUUUAGAACCAACAUUGUUGAUGCUUGAUGAACCUACCAAUCACUUGGAUUUGAAUGCUGUAAUUUGGUUGGACAAUUACUUGCAGGGCUGGAAAAAGACGUUGCUGAUUGUUUCUCACGAUCAAUCGUUUUUGGACAAUGUGUGCAACGAAAUCAUCCAUCUAGACAACAAGAAACUUUAUUAUUACAAGGGCAAUUACUCAAUGUUCAAGAAGAUGUUCGUUCAGAAGCGGCGCGAGCAAGUCAAGGAAUUCGAAAAACAAGAGAAACGAAUCAAAGAAUUGAAAGCUCAUGGUCAGUCGAAGAAGGCGGCUGAAAAGAAACAGAAAGAAGCGCUGACCAGGAAACAGGAGAAAAAUCGCAGCAGUAAAACAGUGAAAGCUGAAGAUGAAGAUGGUCCGCAAGAAUUGCUCGCCAAGCCGAAGGAUUACAUCGUCAAGUUUAGAUUUCCAGAUACGACGCCACUACAGCCUCCGAUUUUGGGUCUUCACAACGUGAACUUCAGUUUCCCUGGACAAAAACCACUCUUCGUCAAGGCUGAUUUCGGCAUCGAUCUAACCAGUCGCAUUGCUAUUGUUGGACCCAACGGAGUGGGCAAAUCGACCUUUUUGAAGUUGCUCAUGGGUGAUUUGGAACCGAACCAGGGAGACCAUCGCAGAAAUCAUCGAUUGCACAUUGGCCGUUUCGAUCAGCAUUCGGGUGAACAUUUAACUGCUGAAGAAAGUGCCGCUGAGUAUUUACAACGGCUAUUCGAUUUGCAGCACGAAAAAGCACGCAAAGCUUUAGGAUCUUUCGGAUUGGCCAGCCAUGCGCAUACGAUUCGAAUGAAGGAUCUGUCCGGUGGGCAAAAAGCUCGCGUCGCUUUGGCAGAAUUGUGUUUGAGCGCUCCGGACGUGUUGAUUUUGGACGAACCUACAAACAAUCUGGAUAUCGAGUCUAUUGAUGCCUUAGCUGAAGCCAUUAAUGAGUAUAAGGGCGGCGUUGUUAUCGUAUCGCACGACGAACGGCUGAUUCGCGAAACUGAUUGCACAUUGUAUGUGAUAGAGGAUCAGACAAUCAAUGAGAUUGAAGGUGACUUCGACGACUACAGAAAGGAAGUGUUGGACAGUCUCGGCGAGGUUGUGAAUAAUCCGUCUGUGGUCGCAAAUGCUGCUGUUCUACAAUAGAUAUCCCGCUUUUCAUUCGACUCUUAAACUGUUAUCCAU
Molecule: messenger RNA, 2974 nt
Organism: Bradysia coprophila
Lineage: Eukaryota; Metazoa; Arthropoda; Insecta; Diptera; Sciaridae
Product: ATP-binding cassette sub-family F member 1
Molecular function (GO): ATP binding; ATP hydrolysis activity
Source: RefSeq, a predicted model, not a curated record